UGCCACAAUUCUAUAAAAAAUUACUAAUAGAAAUCACGCUUUUUGUCUCGAUGGUCACUCUGGCGGGUCACUUGUCUGUGAACUUUUGGGAGCGUCAUGUUGUUCAAAAUAAACUUUCUGAUAUGAAAAACAGCUUGGAUCAUCUAAAGGUAACAGUUCAUAACAUGGGAUACGCCUACGACGACUUACAGCGAGACCUGUUAGAUUUAGCAAGAAUCAAUUUCAAACCCUCCAUAACUUCACGAGAAUCUAAAACAGAAUCUUGUAAGAGAAAAAGAGGACUGGAUCAUAAAAUACUGGAACAUUUGAAUGUUCUCCUUGAUAAAGUUAAUGUAAAUCAGAAUUUAGUCGCUGAUCAAAAGCCUGAGAGCAUACAGGUAUCGAAUAGAGACUUAGCUAAAAACGCAACGACAGUCACAAGGUUUCCAUUCAAAGCAACUGCAGUGGGGCCCGGACGUACAACCGUGUUCAAAGAAAGACCUGAUGAAAACGAAUGCAUAUACAACUGUAGGACAAAAAAUAGCUUGCGCAAAUGCAAAGAAGAUUGUGAAAGUAGUAACUUAUACCAGAAGUUUUAA
Messenger RNA from Pararge aegeria (speckled wood butterfly), 578 nucleotides. RefSeq lists its product as uncharacterized. NCBI's taxonomy places the organism in Eukaryota, Metazoa, Arthropoda, Insecta, Lepidoptera, Nymphalidae. The transcript has 2 exons. The coding region runs from base 51 to 578 and encodes 175 amino acids. The record is from RefSeq and is a predicted model, not a curated record.